GCUAAAGCUACUAACGUACACAUAACGUCCGUGUUGUAAACAAAGUUUAUAUUGAUGAUCGGUAUUGAUAAGUUUGACGUUGCAGCGGGAGUCUAAUCUUGCUGGUGUCCAGAAGUGAACGCGGACUGCUGUGAAUGGACUUUUCAGUCGUUAAACUGAAGUGAAUGAACCAACUCGCAGGACUGUUGGAUUGUAUUUAAUGGUCGUGUAACUUAGUUAACGUUAAUUCAUUUUAAGAUGUCGGUCCUGCAGAAAGACUCAAGGCUGGUGAAAACCUCUGCGCCCUCAGUGUCUCAAAUAAACGCGGAGUUUGUCACUCAGCUUUCAAACAAGUACUGGGCACCUCAUGUCAAGAAUAAAUUACCGUUUGACUCUAAGAUCAUUGAAGAGGUUUACCAGAAUGAGAUCCUCAAAUCAAAAUUUUCCAUCAGAAAAAUUAUGCUUCUGGAGUUUAGUCAAUAUCUGGAGAACUUCCUGUGGCCGAACUACACGCCUGAAGCCUCCACUAACAGCUACAUGAUGUCCAUCUGCUGCAUCGUCAAUGAGAAGUUUCGGGAAAACGUCCCCGCUUGGGAGGUGUUUAAGAAAGCGCCCACACACUUCCCUCACUUCUUCCAGCGGGUGAUGGAGUUGUGUUUGUCCGGCGAACAGUUCGGCCUCUCUCUGAAGGAGCAAACGGUGCUUCUGCUCUUCCUGGACCACUGCUUCAACAGCCUGGAAGUGGAUUUGAUCCGUGAGCAGGUGCAGAAGCUUGUGUCUCUGCCCAUGUGGAUGUGUCUGCUGCCGACGAGGCUUCAGCAGGAACUGAAGACAGUCCCUAAACUGCAGAAGUUCUGGAACCUCAUUAAAAAGAACUAUGAGAAGAUGAACACACAGGAUCAGGAGCAAGCAAAGAAAGAGCGCACCUUCCUCGCCUCCCUCAUAAAAAAGUUCCUGGCAGUUCUCGAUUCCAUCUCUGCAUCAGGCAGCGUCUCCAUGGAGAAGAUUCACUACUGCGAGCGAUUCAUUGAGUUCAUGAUUGACCUGGAGGCUCUGCUCCCGACCCGCCGUUGGUUCAACACUGUGCUGGACGAUGCUCAUCUGAUGGUCAAAUGCCAGCUGUCUCACCUCACCGGCAGAGAGAAAGAGGGUCACCUGUUCUGCCAGCUGCUGGACAUGCUGAAGUUCUACACCGGCUUUGAGAUCAGUGAUCAGACUGGAAAUGCUCUGACACAGAAAGAGAUGACCACGCUGCACUAUGACAGAAUCACCUCUCUGCAGAGAGCAGCGUUUGCUCAUUUCCCUGAGCUCAAUGAUUUCGCCCUGUCUAAUGUGGCGGCUGUGGACACGCGAGAGUCCCUCAACAAACACUUCGGUCAUCUCAGUCCCAGUACCCUCCACCGAGUGUCAGCAUACCUGUGUCUCCUGCCUGAGCUUCCUGAUGGAGAGGAAACCACCUACCAUAAAGAAUUCCUGCUGGAGCUGCUGGUGUCCCAUCACGAGAGACGAAUCUCACAGAUCGAGCAGCUCAACCAGAUGCCUCUGUAUCCCACCGAAAAGAUCAUCUGGGAUGAGAACAUCGUUCCCACCGAGUACUACUCAGGAGAAGGUUGUUUGGCUCUCCCGAAGCUGAAUCUGCAGUUCCUGACCUUGCACGACUACCUUUUGAGAAACUUCAACCUGUUUCGACUGGAAUCCACCUAUGAAAUCCGCCAGGAUAUCGAGGACGUUGUUUUACGGAUGAAGCCAUGGCAGUCGGAGUAUGGUGGCGUGGUGUUUGGUGGAUGGGCCAGAAUGGCACAGACCAUCGUCUCCUUCUCUAUAGUGGAGGUGGCGAAGCCGAACAUUGGAGAGAACUGGCCGGCUCGAGUGCGCGCUGACGUCACCAUUAACCUCAACAUCCGAGACCACAUCAAAAAUGAGUGGGAGGGGCUGCGGAAGCACGAUGUUUGCUUUCUGAUCACGGUGCGACCCAACCUGCCCUACGGCACACGCUUCGACCGCCGGCAGCCGUUUGUGGAUCAGGCCGGUCUGGUGUACGUGAGGGGCUGCGAGGUGCAGGGCAUGCUGGAUGAUCAAGGCCGUGUCAUUGAGGAAGGUCCUGAUCCAAAGCCCAAAUUGAGAGGUGACACCAGGACGUACCGAGUGUGGCUGGACUCGAACCAAUACCAGCAGGACAUGACCAACAGCAUCCAGAGCGGAGCAGAAGAUCCCUACGAGACCUUCAACGUCAUCAUGAGGCGCAAACCCAAAGAGAACAACUUCAAGGCUGUGCUGGAGACCAUCCGUAACCUCAUGAACACCGAGUGUGUGGUUCCCGACUGGCUUCACGACAUCAUCCUGGGUUAUGGAGACCCUGGUAGUGCUCAUUACUCAAAGAUGCCCAAUCAGAUCUCCAGUCUGGACUUCAACGACACCUUCCUGUCCAUCCAGCACCUCAGAUCCUGUUUCCCAGAGCACACGGUCAAGGUGACGGAGGAGGAUCCCGCUAGACAGAUGCCACCAUUCAGAAUCCACUUCCCUGUGCAGAGUGUGAAGGGUAAAAAGCGUAAAGCGGAUGAGGAAGCGGCUCCGGGUGAGGAAGAGCAGGUGUUGCUAGUGGAGCCUCACGUGACUCCAAACAGAGGCCCGUAUCCGUACAACCAGCCCAAAAGAAACACCAUCCAGUUCACACCAACGCAGAUUGAAGCCAUUCGUGCAGGGAUGCAGCCAGGCCUUACCAUGGUUGUUGGUCCUCCUGGCACUGGAAAAACAGAUGUGGCUGUUCAGAUCAUCUCCAACCUGUACCACAACUUCCCUGAGCAGAGAACACUCAUCGUCACACACUCCAAUCAGGCUUUAAAUCAGCUGUUUGAGAAGAUUAUGGCGCUAGACAUCGAUGAACGCCACCUUUUGCGUCUGGGUCACGGUGAGGAAGAACUGGAGACGGAGAAAGAUUUCAGCAGAUAUGGACGAGUCAACUAUGUGCUGUCCAGACGUCUGGAGCUCCUGCAGGAGGUUGCGCGUCUGCAGGAGAGUUUAGAUGUUCCCGGUGACGUCUCCUACACCUGUGAGACUGCAGGACACUUCUAUCUCUACCAGAUAAUGUCUCGCUGGGAGGAAUACAUGAGUAAAGUGAAGCCGAAGCCUGGCCGAGAGGUGCCGACGGAGGACGUGGCGACACACUUUCCCUUCCACAAGUACUUCUCCAACGCUCCUCAGCCGGUGUUCAGAGGACAGUCCUUCCAGGAGGACAUGGACAUCGCUGAGGGAUGCUACCGGCACAUACGCAAGAUCUUCACCCAGCUGGAGGAGUUCAGGGCGUUUGAGCUGUUGCGCAGCGGAUUGGACAGAUCCAAAUACCUGCUGGUUAAAGAAGCCAAGAUCAUCGCCAUGACCUGCACACACGCGGCCCUCAAACGCCACGAUCUGGUGGAGCUUGGCUUCAAGUAUGAUAAUAUCCUGAUGGAGGAAGCAGCUCAAAUCCUGGAGAUUGAGACCUUCAUCCCUCUGCUGCUGCAGAACCCAGAGGAUGGCUACAGUCGGCUGAAGCGCUGGAUUAUGAUUGGAGAUCACCAUCAGCUUCCUCCUGUCAUUAAGAACAUGGCCUUUCAGAAAUACUCCAACAUGGAGCAGUCGCUGUUCACUCGUUUUGUUCGUCUCGGUGUCCCAACCGUGGACCUGGACGCGCAGGGCAGAGCGAGAGCCAGUCUGUGUAACCUGUACAACUGGCGCUAUAAGCAGCUGGGGAAUCUUCCUCACGUUCAGCUUCAGCCUGAGUUCCAGACGCCGAACCCCGGCUUCACCUUCGACUUCCAGCUCAUUAACGUGGAGGAUUUCAACGGCGUGGGCGAAUCUGAGCCCAACCCAUACUUCUAUCAGAAUCUGGCAGAGGCCGAGUAUUCGGUGGCGCUGUACAUGUACAUGCGUCUGCUGGGAUAUCCUGCUGAGCGCAUCAGCAUCCUGACCACCUACAACGGCCAGAAGCAUCUGAUUCGAGACGUCAUCCACCAGAGAUGCGCCAGUAACUCCUUCUUCGGGCAGCCCAGUAAAGUGACCACAGUCGACCGGUUCCAGGGUCAGCAGAACGACUACAUCAUCCUCUCACUCGUCCGCACUAAAGCUGUGGGACAUCUGAGGGACGUGCGGCGUCUGGUUGUGGCCAUGUCUCGCGCUAGGCUCGGCCUCUACAUAUUCGCUCGAGUUUCUCUCUUCCAGAACUGCUAUGAGCUGACGCCAGCCUUCAGCCAGCUGACCGCUCGCCCUCUGCAUCUGCACAUCCGGCCUCAUGAAUACUACACCUCUACCGAGGCUCGUUCUGCCCAGCCGGAUCAGGUGGUCAAGGACAUGCCGGAGAUGCAGCAGCAGCAGCGGCUCCUGGAUCCUCCUCGUCAGGUGCUCAAACCACAGGGGAAGACAGCGGUGAUGGAGCAGGAGGAGAAGAACACCACAGCGACAACAGAGGAGGAGAAGAACACCACAGCGACAACAGAGGAGGAGAAGAACACCACAGCGACAACAGAGGAGGAGAAGAACACCACAGCAGCAAAGGAGGAGAAGAGCACCACUGGGACAGAGGAGAAGAUGAUCACCACAGCAGCUGAAGAGGAGCAGAAGAACACCAAGGCUACAGAGGAGGAGCCGAUGAUCACAACAACAACAGAGGAGCAGCAGAAGAUCUCCACAGCGACAGAGGAGGAGCCGAUGAUCGUCACGGAGGAGCAGGAGCAGGAGCAUGUGAAGAUGCCUGAGCAUCCGGGCCGAGACAGCGACAGUGGAGACAGCGAAGAGGACGAGGACGAGUAAACACAGCCGUCCCACAGCCGCUGCGCAUCAUUACUGAUCACCAAUCACCUUUUGUAAGAGGAGUUUUGUAAUAAAUGGAGUUUAACCACA
Messenger RNA from Danio rerio (zebrafish), 4854 nucleotides. It is a transcript of the gene aqr, whose product is annotated as aquarius intron-binding spliceosomal factor. Lineage: Eukaryota; Metazoa; Chordata; Actinopteri; Cypriniformes; Danionidae. Gene Ontology annotation, biological process: mRNA splicing, via spliceosome. Gene Ontology annotation, cellular component: spliceosomal complex; nucleoplasm. The record is from RefSeq and is marked validated. Gene Ontology annotation, molecular function: helicase activity; RNA helicase activity.